GAUUAGCAUGUAAAUGAGAAAUUUUUAUUAUUCGUCAACUUCGGGAAAAUUUGUGUAUGGGAGAUUUGGUUAAAUUGUGAUAAUCCAGGACAUCAUCAUCAGAAUGGAAGCUACAGCUACAGUCAAUGCCAGUAAGCCGAUGCCAAAUCCACAGCGCCUGAGCAAUGGAAUCGACGACCAUCCACUUCCAGAUGAAGUUAUCGGUGGAACAGACUCGACUCAGGUGCCGGUGGCUACAGAUUCAGACAGGGAGGAACUGGUUGUACAUGUGAAAUCAGUACAAGGUAGAAGAAAGACAAUGGAGGACAGAUACUUGGUACUGAACAACUUCCAGCCGAACAUAUUCAACAUAGAGUGUAUAGUGGCAGUGUUUGAUGGACACGGCGGUUCCGAUGCAUCUCAAUUCUGCCAGGACAACUUCCAAACAUUCUUCAUGCGUGCCUUACUACAACAACAACAACAACAGUCUCAGCGACGCAACUCAAAGUCAAGACUAAAAACAACAACAACAACACCCUCCACUACCAAUGACAGCAUCAAUUCAAUCUCAGACCAAGAAAAGAUAUCAACACAAACAUCAUCAGCAUCAUCUGGAAAUAAUGCUUUUCAGCAAGAAUCAUCGGGAGAUACACAUAAAGGGAAUAGUGGACAAGCAGCAGAUUCCAUUUCUGAAUCAACGCAACAACAGGAAGUUGCCUCUAGACUAUCAGUUGAGAGCAGCUGUGAGUCUCCCGAUCUAUCAAACUGUCUCAGGGAAACAUUUCUUGCCAUAGACGAAGCUUUCGCCCGUAAAUUUCCCAAAAGUUCCUGUGGGUCGACUGCUAUUGUGGUUGCUGUUGACAGAGAACGAAGCAGACUGGACUUCGCCAAUGUGGGAGACAGUGCGGCUACAGUUCUUCGCAGAAACCGCGAUGACUCAUCCUCGUACCACUCGUCUCCUCCGACUAGGAAUUCGACAAAUCAAGAGGAGGGGGCGGAAGAUGGGACAGAAGUAGUGCUGCUUAAUGAUAUACACAACACUGAGAACGAGAGUGAGGAGGCGAGGAUAGUUGGUCUGGGUGGGUUUGUGUUUGCAGUGUCGGGCACCACCAAAAGAGUCAACGGAUGUCUCACCAUCACUAGGGCCAUAGGUGACCUGUCGAUGAAAGAGGUGAUUUCGGCUGAGCCGGAGACGGAGACCUACGACAUAUCUCCCCAAGAUAGAUUUCUCCUCCUCGCCUCAGACGGCUUCUUUGACGCAGUUCCCUUCGAUGAACUAGGCGCAGUCAUGGACCAAGUCACACAACAGGUUACUGAGUCGGGAGGUUGUGUGAGGAGCUGUAACUUGGCCGAACUGUUGUGUGAAGAGGCUUUGAGAAGAGACAACAGCGACAACAUCACUGUGUUAUGUGUUCCCCUCAAGUGAAGUACGAGGAUGGGGGGUGAGAAAUGGAAGGGAGAGACAAAGAAGCGAUGGAACUACGUGGCACACUUACAUACGAGUUUAUAUUCAUUUUUCCUCUUGAGUUUACUCAAAUAUCACAACCAGCAGAAGUUCAGUUAUUGAAAUUCACCGUUCUGGAGAAGUUUCCUUGUGGUAAAUGCUGACAUCAUUAUCAACUAUUUGUUCUUGUAAAAGUAACUUCGAAGCCUGUAUACUACCGAACACAACUUUCAAAUGGAGCCGAGACUACUGAAUAAAAAAACUGCUUAACUGAACUUGUUUUUGGAUGAUUUCAAAAUAAUUUCAUUGUUUGAUAGAAGCUAAGCAAGUCGCUAUGGUGUGAAGUAAAGUUUGCUCUGAAUAUUAUGAGCGAGCAGCAAUUAUUUUGAGUUACCACUUUUGAUGUUCAGGCAGGAGAGUUUUGAAAGGAAUUGCACCCCUCUUCGAAAGGAUUUUCAGCCCUCUUUGAAAAGCGAAGAAUAGCUACAAAAAACCAUCAUUUCUUGAAAAACUUCGAAAACAGGGGAAGUUAAUAAGCAUGGCUCAUAUUUAUCAUCGAAAAACUACAUAUUUACCAUUGCUGCUCUCCUGUAAUGCUUUUGUGGUUUUGACUGGUGGAUUUUUUUUUGGUUGACCAAAGUACUAAGUGCUGCGAUAUAUUGGAGAUAGUCCUUAAUUUGAUGUCCGUUGCUUUCCUUUCAAACAGAGAAUUGCCAAACUAUAGACAAUUAAAUUAGUUGUUGGUAUGAUGUUACGUUGAAGAUUAAUUCACUAAUUACUACUUGAUUAAAUUGCUUAUUUCAGUGUAUUUGUGGUCGAUAUGUCAGAAUCGGUGGUUGAGUUUGUUUUUAAUCGGUGCUAUUUUAUUUUUAGAUUUGUACCAGAUGGUUGCAACAAAUUAAGUGCGACUAAUGAUUGAAGUAAACCUAAUCAAACAAAAUCUUACCGAUCGAACUUAGAAGUUUUUAAAAAUAGCGUUUGUGAUGUUGAUUUGUCACAUCUUAGUUUUGUAUGAAAAGUGAUGACCUUUCAAGUAUUCCACCACCUGUUUUGAUGUUUCGACCAUUGCUGUAAUCUCUUACCAAUAUCAGAUGCUAGUUACCUCGUUAUCUUUAUAUACUCCAGCUGUUUUAUGUUUUAGUCUUCCUGUUUUAUCAAUUUCAUCUGGCAUUAUUUUCUGCUUACCAUUUUAACGACUGUUAUCGUUACAGAAAUAUCUUAAGCCAAUCAGAACUCGUUCAACUGUUCAAAACU
Messenger RNA from Symsagittifera roscoffensis, 2677 nucleotides. RefSeq names its product protein phosphatase 1F-like. Gene Ontology annotation, biological process: peptidyl-threonine dephosphorylation. The transcript is spliced from 9 exons. NCBI's taxonomy places the organism in Eukaryota, Metazoa, Xenacoelomorpha, Acoela, Convolutidae. The record is from RefSeq and is a predicted model, not a curated record. Gene Ontology annotation, cellular component: nucleus; cytosol. Gene Ontology annotation, molecular function: cation binding; protein serine/threonine phosphatase activity. The coding region runs from base 104 to 1405 and encodes 433 amino acids.